CAAACUCAAUCAGUGAAAGCCUUUUACCCAAAAACCAUCUUUGCACAUCCCAGUACAUCCCAUUUAGCCAAAUUUCCGCAGUGCCGAAAGAAGAGAAACAGUGUAGGGGUAUUACAGUGAGUGAGUGAGAGCGAGCGAGCGAGAGAGAGAGGACACGCGUGUCUAUGCUGUGUGUUAGUGUGUAUGAAAGAGUGAGAGAGUGAGUGAGUAAGAGAGAGAGAGAGAGAGAGAGAGGGGAAAACUGCGAAAUCCGUCAAGGUUUCCAGGCGUUUGGUUAUUCCUCUCGACGCCUGUGCACCGCUGACUCGGGUCGCGUGGUAGAGGAUGAGUUCUUUCAGCACCAGGGCACUAACGCUCCUGUCAUCUGUGUUUGGGGCGUGCGGGCUGCUUCUGGUGGGAGUAGCUGUGUCUACAGACUACUGGUUGUUAAUGGAGGAAGGCAUCGUUCUGCAGCAGAACCAGACCACCGAAAUAAAGAUGGCUCUGCAUUCUGGACUCUGGAGGGUCUGCUUUGUAGCUGGGCCAGAGAAGGGGAGAUGUGUGGCAGCUGAAUACUUUACUGAGCCGGAGAUAGAGAUCACUACGGAGAACACAGCCAAUAUACUAAAAAUGGUCAGGACAGCCACCCCCUUCCCCAUGGUCUCGCUCCUCUUUGUCUUCACGGCCUUUAUCAUAAGUAACAUCGGCCACAUUCGUCCCCAACGCACCAUCCUGGCCUUUGUCUCUGGAAUCUUUUUCAUCUUAUCAGGUUUGAGUUUAGUGGUUGGUCUGGUGUUGUACAUCUCCAGUAUAAACGAUGAGGUGAUGAACAGGCCUCGGGAAGCAGAGCAGUUUUUUCACUAUCACUACGGCUGGUCGUUCGCCUUCGCUGCCAGCUCCUUCCUGCUUAAAGAGGGUGCUGGGGUCAUGUCUGUCUACCUCUUCAUGAAACGCUACGCUGAGGAGGAAAUGUACCGGCCCCAUCCUGCACUCUACCGCCCUCGUCUGUCUGAAUGCAGUGACUACAGUGGGCAAUACCUGCACCCUGAGUCCUGGCCACCUCCGCAGCGUGGCCGCAGUGCUUCUGAGCUGUCUAGCGACAUCUCCAUUCAACUCAACCAGACCCCUCUGCCUCCACCGCCAAAGAGCUGCGGGCCCUCCAAUCCACCCUCUUCAUCAGGGCCGUCCUCCGCGGCCAGCUAUCAUAUCCAACCUGCUUCAUCUUCCUCCUCUUCUUCCUAUCCUCACACCAUCCACUCCUCCCAUUCUGGUGGCCCUAUCCCUCAAUCUCUUCCAAUGGCCACACCCCCAUCGGCGGUGCCUCCUCCUCGCUACCAAGCUCACAUGCGUAUGAGCGCCUCCCCAUGUUAAAGUUAUUCUGUAUAACGUACCUGAAGAAUAAUAUUUGUAUAACUUUAAGUAGCAGGGAGGCAAGAGAAACAGGCAAGUGGGACUUUUAAUGUACUGUAGGAGCAAACUAGAGAAAAGGGUGCUAGCCAGUUGAAAAGAUGUAGGAAGCCCUUCACUUACAAUUCUGUGCCUGAAUCUCACUGACAUUUCAACAGAUUCUCAGAGAGAGAUUAAUAAGUAAGGGAAUGGAGGUAUUAGCAUUUAUAUAUAGAAUGUAUGAAGAAGAAGAAGAAGAAGAAGAAGGAAAAGUUACAUUAUAGUGAAAGAGACAAAAGUACAAAAUACUGACUUGCUGAAAAUAGUUGUAUAACUUAUAUAUACAUUUAUAUUUAAAGUGUAAAAAUCUUAUCAAAGAUCUUUUUGGACACCUCUCCUAUCUGGUAUCAUACAAACAUAUUCCACCUUUUCCAUAAUUUCAAAGACUAUUUAUACCAUUUUGUCUUGUUUGUACUGAAAUGCAAAGGCACAAACAGCCUAUGCCAGAUUUCUUUAUCUGGUGUGGCAGAUUCCUUAAAGUGGACAAGAACUAUACAUUCUGUACAUACUUACUCCAGAAGGGUUGUAUAAUCAUCAUGUAUGUAUAGGUAUUCAAACAUAUGUUUUAUCAUCUGGGCAUUGAAAAGGUGUGAGGGGAACUACAACUAGGGGUACUGUUCACUGUUUUCUCUUUUCCUAUCAAUUUGUAAUGUUUUUAGAUUUGUACAUGAGAGUAGAUGUUAUAACACUGGCUUAUAGAUGCUUACCAUCCCAAAUGUUGUAUGCUUGGCCCUAUGGCCCUCAAAUGCCUUGUGUUUUCAUGUGCUCUCUCAUUUAAAAAAAAUCCAAAAACAACAACAACAAAAGACGUUAGCAGUUGUAUACAGUAACAUGACACAAAAGAAAGAUUUUUACCGUAAACAUAUUUAACUUAUAUAAAAUGAAGUUUGUGUCUUCAGCUCCUAUGAAUGCAGGAGAUAUAUUCUCUGUAAGGAUACUCUCCUUAAUUGUUUAAUCAUCAUCUUAAAAAUACAGCAAUUAUUUCUCUUUUAUUAUAUUAUAUUAUAAUAUUAUGAAACAGUUAACUGUAUUGUUUAUUAUUAAAAAUGUAUGAAUUUUAUGUAAGCCUACUAAUAUCUGUUAUAUUGAAACUGUUUUACAUGUGCUGUUAUAAAAUGACA
This is a messenger RNA of Misgurnus anguillicaudatus (oriental weatherfish), 2546 nucleotides long. The record is from RefSeq and is a predicted model, not a curated record. Lineage: Eukaryota; Metazoa; Chordata; Actinopteri; Cypriniformes; Cobitidae.